Molecule: messenger RNA, 2353 nt
Organism: Trematomus bernacchii (emerald rockcod)
Lineage: Eukaryota; Metazoa; Chordata; Actinopteri; Perciformes; Nototheniidae
Gene: ccdc114
Product: coiled-coil domain containing 114
Exons: 14
Coding region: 1-1704 (567 amino acids)
Biological process (GO): outer dynein arm assembly; cilium movement
Cellular component (GO): axoneme
Source: RefSeq, a predicted model, not a curated record
AUGCCUCGAGGAAGAUUGGCAACAAGUGCCCGCUCAGAUGGCAGUGAUGUGGAUAUUGAUGGUACAGCAGAAUCAGAGAUAGCCAAACUGCAGAGACAGUUCAGGAUAAUGGAAGGAGAUCGGCAGGCCUACACCAUUCAGGCCCGGGAGCAGAUCCGCAAACAACAGCAGGAGAUGGAGAACCUGCUGAAGGAGCAGGAGGAGCUGAAUCGAAACCUUGGUGCUUGUAAGAGCUUGUCCCGCCAACAGCAGGACAGUGAGGACACCCAGAGUCUUCGUGCUCUGCUGGAGCAGAGAGACAUGCUAGAGGAGGAGCUGUUGAAAGAGAAGCAGUGUCAAAAAGAAGUAGAGAAAGAGGUUGCAAACAUGGAGUUAAAGCUGGCAGAGCUGAGAAAAAGUGAUGUCAGUGGUGGUGAUACACAAAGGUCUGAGCUACGGCGGACUCAGAAGGCCAUACGCACUUUGGAAUACAAACUGGACAGAUCUUUGACUCGCUUCAAUGAGCAGCUGACCAAAAACUGCCACCUGAGAGAGGAGAUGCAGACUCUUCAUAUUGAGCGCAUUCGUUUCCAGCAACUACACAACAGGCUGGACAAGGAACUUUACGAUGUCCGCAAGAAGAUAGGGGAAACUGUCAACCUGUCCACUGCUGCCUACGAUGCAAGGGUAGAGGCUCAGUCCAAGAUGACCAUGAUGAGGGAGAAGGCAGUGAAGGACCUGGCCCAGUACAACGCUGAGAUGAAGGAGCUGGAGAGGGUCAUUGCACAUGAGUGCAUCCUGAAAGAGUUCAUGUCCACCAAGUGCAGUGAGAGGAGCGGGCAGGACGAGGGCCAUGAGCUGGGACACAGACAACUGUCAGAGCUGAAGGAGCAGAGAAGGAUGGACUCAGGGGAAGAGUCGCUGGAUGCUUUAGAUGAAGUGUUCCAGAGAAUAGAGACAGUGACGGGGGAGGACAACCUGGACAUGCUGGUUACCAGGUUCAUCCAGGUUGAAGACCAGAACUUUGCACUCUUUAACUUUGUAAAUGAGCAAAACAAUGAGGCUGAGGCACUGAGGGACCGGAUCAACCAGACACAAGAAGAGAUAGAGAAGUUUGGAGUAGCAAGUUUGCAACAGGAGCAAGAUCAUCGCUCUCUGCUGACAGACAUUGAUGAGCAACAAAAGGAAACAGAGUCUCAAGCUGAGGACUAUGAGAACCAAGCCAGCAUCAUGAGCAAAAUCCUGGAGCAGAUAAAAACAGGAGUGAACGGCAUCUUCUCUGAAAUGGAGUGCGAUCGCUCAGUGAUAGAGGAUAUGCUGGGCUCCUCUACAGGGAUCAGUGAGAACAACAUCAUGUCUUACCUGGGCCUUGUGGAACAGAAGACUAACGAGCUGCUCACCAUACAAGCAUACCUCACUUCUAAAGAUCUGGAAAAGGACUAUAAUCCAAAAGACUUAGCCAAAUUUCUUCUGGGUCAAAAUCCUGAACUUCUUCAGCAGAGUGUUAGCAUAAAACCUGCACUUAACAGUGUGGAGUAUGAUGCCGAAGAGUCUCCUGUAACUGAUGAGGAAGAACGACCACUUUCACAGGGGGAACUACGCAGAACAAUUAUAAAAGGGGUCCUACAGAAGGAGAGUUCGGCCCGCCAGGCAGCAACCAAAGCCUCAAAGAUAAGUCAGCAGUUUGAUGGCAGACGACGCUCGCUGGAAGACCCACUAAUCUGACACAGUGACCUGAUCAGUGUAGUUAAUAUUCACAUUUUUAAAUAUUAGAUCCUUAUAAUCAUUAAGGCCUGCUUUCAUUGUUUAUCGUAAAAUAGAUCAGUGGAGGCAAUCACCGCUGAUGGAACAAGCCUGAUUGGCCAUGGUGCAGCUUGCAGAUGUAAACAUUUAGAGCUUAAUUAUGUUAUAUGUCACCUUGUAUGAUGAAUCAUUGGCAUGGCCUGUUCAUGGCCUGUAUCUUGUUGGGAUUUGUUAAGUUGGUACUAAUUAGGUUUGGAGCUAUAAAGAUGUCUCUUCAGAUUCUGGUAACCAGCUGUCCUUUUGAUGUGUGACUUGCCAUCUGGCUUUGACUAUACAAUCUGGUCUCAGUAAAGCCCUCCUGCACUAGCAGUGCUUCAUUACAUGAAACUGCUGCGAUGCUCAAAUGAAAAGGUUGGGGGCAGCAGAACCUUUUGUAAUUCUAAUUAGCAUGCUGAGACUGUUUCCAAAAGGAGGCGAGGAGCUUCUAGUGCUUCAUUGAACAGUGAACACACUUAUUUUGAACACAUUUUGUUGGGUGGAAUAAUAAUGAUUUGUUUCUCUCUCAUGUAUGUUUGGAGGAUUAAAAUCCUUUAUUCAGAUUUUGAUGAUAAAAUCAGUGUCAUUUGAAUAA